Messenger RNA from Cylicocyclus nassatus, 687 nucleotides. Lineage: Eukaryota; Metazoa; Nematoda; Chromadorea; Rhabditida; Strongylidae. The record is from the annotation of a GenBank genome assembly.
AUGACUCCUCUUUCAACAAAGAAGCGAAGGUCAUCGCUGUCGUCUGCGACGCACAGCGUUCCCCAUGAUAGGUGGACUCCCACACCUUGCAAUCGCAGUCGCGACAGCGAUCGCGCAUUGCAUCACCGCUAUCGUAUCCUACAUGACACACCAGCCUUGACCCCUCCCUCUUAUAUUGAGCCUCCUACGUUUGUGAGAUCAGUGAAACAUGUCGACAAAUAACGAUAAGAACCGAAGGCGGCUUCAAAUGGUGUUUGAAGAGCAGGAGAAAGCUGCGAAGUUGGCUUCAACCGCAACAGGUUUCAUCAUGUCGAUCUGCUUUUUCGUGCUGCCGGUUGUCUGGUCGAGCAUGUUCCAUCUAUUGCCACUAUCAGCUCCAGCAUGUGCGCCAUCUGGAUUCGAUCCAUGGAGCGAAUUCACCGACUUGUGAGCACUGCGAUGAGAAAUCGCGAUGACAUUUCGCGAUAUAGAUUGCGGCUACAUGUACCGCAAACAGUAACUCCACGAAAACACAUCUCAACUCGUGCCGGUUGAUUUGAUAUUCCCAGUGCAUUCAUACGUGUCACAUAUCUUUUUCUUUAUUUAUCUAUCCAAGCAUUUGAGAUAUUUUUCGUUAUCUAAUCCAUUUUGUUUGCUUGUAUAGACUAUAAUCGACUCAACUUGCAAUUCUUGUAUGCCGGGUGUAAU